AUGGUCAGCUCCUCCUCCGACGCUAGGCUCGACGAGAAUCCCGAACGGCGGCCCGCCGCCCCAUUAAUGACCCCAGCUACUCCGCCUUCUGCAGGCGCCGGCCUCUGCCAGACCUGCCCAGCCGGCCUCACUGUCCACCGAGCCGGUCGGCGACUGCCCCAGCCCGUGCCUCCCGCUGGGCGAGCCGGAGAGGGAGGUCCGCUCCGGGGCUCGCCACCCUGCAAACCGCGCAGGCCGCGGCGCCCAAGCCUCACCGGUCCCCGACUCGGGCUCAGCGGCCCAUCCGGCCGGCCUCUUCUCGGGGCGCUGCAGGAGCAGGGUCGCGGCCCGGGACGCAGGGAUUGGUCCGCGCGGGAGCUUCUCGCCUCCCGCACCGCCUCCUGCCUCAGCUGCCACCUCCGUACCCCCGCCCUCGGCCCGUGGAGCCGAACCUCCGCCAGACCAGGACGGAAGGCUUCGAGGAGGUCAGCAGGAGUCUGGCCACCUCUCCAGUACGCCCCCAGGAGUCAGACUCCAGCUUCGCAGGCAGUAGGCUGGCAUUUGGAGCGGUGUCUCCCCGCUGCUACCCCACCCCUUCCCACCUCCUCGCCCCACUCCGCUCUCUCCCGAGCCGUCAGUCUCUCCAUUGCCCCCUCCCGGUCUCGUCCUUCCUCCCGCCCCGCUCGCUCUCCCGCCCUUCGCUUUCAUCCUCCUAUCCCCACCUCUCCAACCUCCUCUUUCAUCCCCCUCCCCUCUCCUCUCCUCCCCGCUCCCGCCUGCCCCACCCCUGGGAAGCCCCUCCCGUCGGGCAGCGCCGCCUUAAAAGCGGGUUCCCUUGCCGGGGGCGGCAGCGGCUGGUCGGCGGCAGCUCUGCUGGUGCGGGGGCGGCGAGCAAGACCGAGCGACCGCGACCGGAGCGCGCCGGCCACCGCCCGCAGCACCCUCCCGCCCGCCCUCCGGACGGCCGCAGCUCUGCGGGUCUCGGCUCGGGACCCACCCCCGCUCCACCCCGCGCGCCUCUGCCGCCUCUUGCAGCGAGCCUGCUUGCCGAGCGGCCGUCGCUGCCACUGUCGCCGCCGCCACCGCGCCAAGUUCCGGCCGCGGCCACCCUCCGCCGUCCAGGGCCCCUCCGUCUCGGCCCCGGGACCCCGGCUCCCCGCCAGCCCCGGCCCCGGCACCAUGUCGGAGAAGAGCGUGGAGGCAGCGGCCGAGCUGAGCGCCAAGGACCUGAAGGAAAAGAAGGAGAAAGUGGAGGAGAAAGCUGGCCGGAAAGAACGGAAGAAAGAAGUAGUGGAGGAGGAGGAGAAUGGAGCUGAGGAGGAAGAAGAAGAAACUGCUGAGGAUGGAGAAGAUGAUGAUGAAGGAGAUGAAGAAGAUGAGGAAGAAGAAGAGGAGGAGGAUGAAGGCCCAGUGCGAAAGAGAACUGCUGAAGAGGAGGAUGAAGCAGAUCCCAAGAGGCAGAAGACAGAAAAUGGGGCGUCGGCAUGAGCCCCUGCUUGUGGGCUUGGGGAUGGGAGGCCCCUCAGGUCCUGGAGGUGGGGCAGGAACACACACAUACAGCCCCCCUUCUCCUGGCUCCCCGCUCUGGCCCUGCCCCAGAGCUGUGACCCUUGUCCUUCCACCCAGCCUCACUUCCAUCUCUCCAGACACUGCUCCUCCACCCCCACUGCCAUCCGUCCAGCUCCUGAUCCGCCUCACCUGAGCUCCCCAGCCGGCCCUCACUUCCCCCUUGCAUUCCUGGUUCUUCCCUGCCUCCCUCACCAGCCCGUCUGUCCCAGCCCCUUGCAAAGCCUGUCCUUACCCUCUGCACCCCCAGCCUCUCAACCUGCCCUUCUCUCUCCUGCCUGAUCCCUGGGUCUCCCUCAGAUUCCCUCCUCUCAGACAGCGCCAGGCCGGGGUGGGGCCGGGGUUGGGGUCAAGCCCCGAAGCUGCCCCCCUCCCCUUUUUGUAUAAUUUAAUAAAGAAACGGUCGCGCUUCUGUUUUUAA
Messenger RNA from Alexandromys fortis (reed vole), 1966 nucleotides. It is a transcript of the gene Ptms, whose product is annotated as parathymosin. Lineage: Eukaryota; Metazoa; Chordata; Mammalia; Rodentia; Cricetidae. The transcript has 6 exons. Gene Ontology annotation, biological process: negative regulation of apoptotic process; positive regulation of transcription by RNA polymerase II. Gene Ontology annotation, molecular function: histone binding. The record is from RefSeq and is a predicted model, not a curated record. The coding region runs from base 1 to 1467 and encodes 488 amino acids. Gene Ontology annotation, cellular component: nucleus.